This is a messenger RNA of Pseudonaja textilis, 2348 nucleotides long. Lineage: Eukaryota; Metazoa; Chordata; Lepidosauria; Squamata; Elapidae. The record is from RefSeq and is a predicted model, not a curated record.
AUUUGUGGCGCGGUAAUGGGUGUGUUUCUCUUAAAAGGCAGCGAGCUAUUGGUUACACCGGAAUGGUAUGCUUCCGUUCAACAGAUAGGAGGGAUAUAUAUUAAGAAGGGACGGUACGUUGCUGUGUUUACUUCCCCCUUGUGGAAUCUUGCAGGGGGGGGGGGGGGGAAGUGCGGGGGGCCUGUUUUCUUUUUGGGGUUUCAAUUAGUGCCAGUGGACGGGGGUUGCCCUUUGCCGCUCGGGGAGACAGUGAGAGGAAGAGGCUCGUUUUUGGGAGGAAGCGUUACAGAAAAAAAAGUUUCCAGGAAGCAUAUGAUUCUGAAAAUAGUUGGUGACCAGCUUAGCAUCAAACUGGUCCAUGUGAAUCCUUGUUUUUAUUGGCCUGUUGAAGAUGACCAACUAUUUCCAUUGGACAGAGAUAAGUGGCAUCAAUUGUGUUCAGGUGAGAGUUUUUCUCUGUUGGUAGACAAAUACACCUUCAAGGUUCUGUGUAUUCCACUGGAAAAGGAAAAUCUGCUAAGGGAAAAUGAUAAUUUCGGUGUAGAAGACCUUCCAGAUCAUCCCACAACUCUGCAGUCUACUAUAAGAUCUCACAGUCAGGUUUCAGAAAAAUCAACAAUCCAUUCUAGCAAAAAACAACUUCCGGAAGUACAUUCAGUUAUGGAAAAAACAAACGAAAUUCCAGAGAAGUUUACUGUUCCUAAAAAAGAAGAGUUGAGGCCUGCUCAGCGAAAAAGACAGCUUCCAGAAUGGAUGGUGCCAGCAGAUCUAAUGGUUUCAACUCAGUCAACUUCAGCCUCUAAAAAUGGUAGCAAUGAAGAAGUAAAUCCAGGUAUAAGUAAAAAGCAGAAAAUUCUUGAAAGUGAAGAUCCUGUCCUUCAAAAAGAGGGGUUAUUUACUAAAGAUGUUGCGAAGAAGAUGCCAAAGAAUGGAAAUAAAAAAAUAUCUCAGAAAGCUGAAAGUUCGUUUGAGCAAUUUAACAAUCAGCUGGAUGAUGAAGAGCUAGACCUGGACCUCAAGUCAGAUGGACAAGCAUCUCAGCCUGCUCAAGUACAUUCAACAAAUACAAAAGAAAACAAAUUGGAGAAUAUUAACUCUAAACCCAGGCAGAUUUAUAAGGAGAAGCCAUCACAAUCAUUACUCGAUCAGGGUGAUAUUCAAGAGACUACUCUGAACCAGGCUGUUGGAAUAGAUACGUCAAAUAUAAUGGAAAGUCAAGAGAUGCAACAGAGUUCUCACAUAAACAAACCCCAGAGGACUGCUUGCCAGUAUGGGAAAAGCUGCUACAGGAAGAAUCCUAUACAUUUCCAGCAGUUUAGUCACCCUGGUGAUAGUGAUUAUCAAGACUUAGAUGCUUUAACUCAGGUUGAUGAUGAUAGGCCUGAAUGUCCUUAUGGAACAGCUUGUUACAGAAAAAAUCCACAGCACAAGUUGGAAUAUAAACACACAGCUCCUCCAGAAUCUGAAAGAAGGCAGACAAGAUCAAAAAUUACAAGAAAAGUAAGAAGUAUUCUUGCGGAUGAGAGUGAUGAUGAUGGUGAACCAAACGAAUACAACUUGAACGACAGUUUUAUAGAUGAUGACGAGGAGGAAGAUUGUGAUCCUACUGAUGAAGAUUCUGAUUGGGAACCAGAUUGUCAAGAUGAUGAUGAAGAUACGGACAUGCUUCUCAAAGAAGCACAUGAUUUUGUUAAAACCAAGAACUAACUGCAUUCAAAUAUUUUGAUAGAGUUUAUAAUGCAUCAUGAAACAUGUAUCCCAUUAGGUAAUGUCACUUUUUAAAUAGUGACGUACUUUAAUUUUACUUCAUAAAAUUGGAUUAUAUAUGUACAUUUUCAAAUUUUAAUGACUCCACAGCUUGUGAAAAAAUCUUACAUGUUAGGGAGUACACAAGAUUUCUGGAUUAAUAUUUUUGUAGUGAUAGGUAUGGCUUUGUGAUUUAAAAUUAUGAGUGCUUUCCUGAACUUUGUAUUAACACAUUUCAUUGCACAUAUGGAUAAAUAAUAACUCCAUAUUGGUAAUGCACUGAUUUGGAUUUAAUUUCUUUAUUCUGUCAGACUGAUAAUAAAACUGUAAAUAGUAACUGCAUUUUCUUGUAAUAUGCUGUUUAACAUUACAAGUGGUAUUAUUUCUAUUUGAGAAGAAAGUAUAUAAAUUUAUUCUGAAAGACAAUUCAAUCUCUCUUCAUUAUUUUAAUUUUUCUGAAGCAAUGUUUGAACUAUUACAUUCUGUUGGCUGAAGCUGAAACAAAUCCUAAUUUGAUCAACUCAACACUGCAACAUAAAAUGUCUGAAUUGCACUUUGAAUCUGUUGUAUGCAGAUAAUAAGUAUGAAGAUCUGAUUUUUCA